Molecule: messenger RNA, 3453 nt
Organism: Cladophialophora carrionii CBS 160.54
Lineage: Eukaryota; Fungi; Ascomycota; Eurotiomycetes; Chaetothyriales; Herpotrichiellaceae
Exons: 4
Coding region: 1-3453 (1150 amino acids)
Biological process (GO): phosphorylation; phosphorelay signal transduction system
Molecular function (GO): phosphorelay sensor kinase activity
Source: RefSeq, a predicted model, not a curated record
AUGAGGCUGCGCGUGCACAUUCGCGAUCAGCUAUGUCUUCUGAUUCUUCUCACCAACCUCCUGGCGUUAAUGGUCCUGGCCGUCUCCACCUGGUACCAGAGCGUUCACUAUCUCAAACAGGCAAAAGCCCAGACGCUGGUGGUGACCGCCAACCUCAAAGCCGACCAAGUAGCCCAGCAGAUCUCCCUAUUCAGAUCAUCAGUACAGCAGAUCUCGACAAGACAGGUGCUCCAGGAUUUUAUGCGAGAUUUCAAUAAUGGCAACCAUUCGGAAGAGCUAUUCGAAAGUAUCAAGAACAACCUCGAAGUUACUCUGUCGGACGGCUAUGAGAAUGCCAUUCUUCUUCAAGCAGCUGUCUUUCCACGCGCUACGACGCCUGACCAAGGAAACCGCGCGCUUACGUACUUGACCGGGCCAGGAAUCACUGGCAAUAUCGCGCUUCCAACCACGUAUGAGAAUGGCACGCCCGUCAUGCUCGGCGAGGACGGGCCUGGGUAUCCCCCUCAACUCUACCCUAAUCUCACGUACGACCAGACAUCGGACGCUUACAAUGCAUUCUACGCGGACAAGCUCUUGGACAACAACUCGACCUUGUUGUUGGGUCCGCUGUUUCUGCGGAGCAACUCUUCCCUUCUCUCCUUGACGCUUCCUAUAAACAAUAAUACCAGCAGGGUCGAUAUUCUCGGUUGGCUGACUGUUGUUUUGGACGCCAAAGCCCUCUACGAUGUUGUUGGAUCCCGUGUCGGACUCGGGAAAUCUGGAGAGGUUGUCAUUAUUGGCCCUGGCGGCCGUCCCGACAACUUGUUCGCGGAACCGGUCGAUGGUCGUACCGCAAUCGAGAACGCGAACGUCGCACUACAAUUUGUUCUUCCUCCGUACAGCAAUCGCCAUCCUGCGCGCGCUAAGGAUCCAUAUCUGCCCUUUCCUAUGAAGGAUUAUCCGGCAAUCCUUCGUGCUUGGUCAGAUAUAAACGGCGAGCUCAACAAUGCUGGAGGAUUGAUGUCCACCCACAACGAAGAGGGGUUCAGAACGUCGCUUGGCUACGCCAGAGUAUCGUCCGGUAUUGUCGACUGGGUUUUGGUUUUCGCCCAGUCACAUAGCGAGGUCGUCGCACCCAUCAAUCAGCUACGAAGAACGGUCAUAGCAUCCAUUUUUAGUGUCGUUGGCGCCAUCAUGCUUGUGUGUUUCCCGAUCGCCCACUACGCCGUGAAACCGAUCAUCGCAUUGAGAACUGCCGCCAAGAAUUCAGUCACCACUUACGAAGCAUAUGAUCCGUCUGCAAAAUCGGAUACGGCAAGCGAGAGUACCCUGGAGAAAACCGACCUUCUUCAAGAGAAAGGUCCUCUCCAGAGCGUUUGUAAACGGUCCGCUAAGAAGAAAAAUCUCGUCCGCCCCGUGCGAGUGUUUAAGAUUCCUGAACGAGUGCCAGAAAGGAAGCAUCUCGUCUGGGAUGAGCUGUCAGAACUCACCGGCACGUUCAACGAGAUGGCGGACGAGCUUUCAAUUCAAUACCGAAAACUGGAAGACCGAGUCAAAAUGAGAACUGCCGAGCUCGAGCAGUCAAGGAAUGCCGCCGAAGCUGCCAAUGAGAGCAAAACCUUGUUCAUCGCCAAUGUCUCGCACGAGCUAAGGACGCCGCUAAACGGAAUCAUUGGCAUGUGUGCUAUUGCGAUGCAAGAGGAGGAUAUGCACAGCGUACGGCAAUCUCUGAAGAUCAUUUACAAGUCUUCGGAUUUGCUCUUGCAUCUACUCAACGAUCUGUUGACCUUCAGCCGCAGCUCGAUUGGCCAAAACUUCGCGAUUGAGGAGGACACAUUCCGGCUUGUCGACAUCGGCUCACAACUAAUAUCCAUCUUCGAGAAGCAGGCAUCCGAAUCAGAUAUUAGUUUGCGGGUGGUUUUCAUUGGUACAGAGCCGCCAGUACCAGGAGAUUUCGACCAAGAAGCCCAAGAAGAUGUUAUCGUUGCACGUCAUGACAUGACUGGCGCCAUACAGAGGCAGAAGACCAACGUCUUGGCCAAGGGUCCCGCCGACAUUGGGCCACUUCGGGAAGUCGGUUUAAGAGGCGACAAGAACAGGAUCCUUCAGAUUCUGAUGAAUCUCUUGAGCAACGCAUUAAAAUUCACACCCGCCAAAGGCACGGUAGAAAUGCGCAUACGGUAUAAAGGAUUCGUUGAGCCCGAAGAUAUGCCCGAGGUCAAGUACUCAAAUUCCAAGACUUCACAACAAGCGACACUUUCGAGGACGUUCCAGCGCGUUAGUCCCGAGAAGUUCCAGCCGAAGUCAUCUCUGAAAGGGCUUCUGUUUGACUUUGAGGUCGAAGAUACCGGCCCUGGCAUUCCCGAGCACUUGCAGCAAGACAUCUUCAAGCCCUUUGUUCAGGGAGACUUGGCUCUUAGCAAGAAGCAUGGCGGUGUUGGUCUCGGCUUAGCCAUCUGUUCGCAGCUUGCGGGCAUGAUGGGUGGAACCCUCCAAUUGAGGAGCACCGUUGACAUCGGUAGCACUUUCACAUUCUCCAUACCCCUGCGGUAUACCAAAGAGGUCGUACCCUCUGUCACCGACUCGCUCGCCCGACCGAGGGCUGGUAGCAUUACCAGCAGCGUACAGUUCGAAACCUUCACCACAAGAUCGGGCAAAACGCGGGAUGUUCGAUCAUUGCAGUCAAGACAGAAUUCGCUCUAUUCGACCAACCAAGACAGAGACUCCCAGCUGGACGUGCCGCGCCUUGUUGGGUUUUCUCAGCCUUAUUUGAUUGAUGCAAAUAUGAGCUCAGAAAACGUCGAGGGGACGGCACCGCACCCACCACAGAGCAAGCAAGAGCGGAGCCAGAGCUUUCCAUCACAAAGCUCCCGGCUGGCUCCCAUACUGUCCGUACCGACACCUGAAGAAAGAGGUGAUCGUCCGGAGUCGAAGCUGCGAGAGAACGAGAAGGCGCAGAAACCUUUGGAGAGGAAGUCAUCACUGGCCUCCCCAAGUAGCUCGGGUUCUCUCAAAGUGCUUGUUGCCGAAGACAACCCAGUCAAUCAACAAGUCAUUCUGAAACUGCUAAAACUCGAGAAGGUGCUCGACGUGACUUUGGCUGAGGAUGGAGAGCAAGCCGUGAACAUCGUCCAGAAGUCGCUGGCCGCGCCAGAGGACGAGAACGAAAAGCCAAAGCAUUUCUCACUGGUCUUGAUGGACAUCCAAAUGCCCAAGAUGGACGGCAUUCAAGCAACGAAGAAGAUCCGGGAGCUCGGCUUCGAUGCACCAAUUCUCGCCCUCACAGCUUUUGACCACGAGAGCAACCGGGCAGCUUGCGAGGAUGCUGGCAUGAACGGUUUCCUGCCGAAGCCCAUUAAGAGAACGGCACUGAGAAACGUACUAGAAGAGUACAAGUCCCCGGUGGCAGGGGAUGCAACAGGCGAAGCGCCAGGGGAUGCCAAGGGCAAUGGAGAAGGCAGCAAUUCAGGUUAA